AUGACGGCUACCUUGGGAAAGAGAAAGCGAUCUGCUGCAGUGGUGUCUAAAUCUGAGGAGGAUCAACGGUCAAGCAGUCCAGGUUCAGACUCCUCGUUGCUAGAUGCGCAGGAGAUCUUUCGGCGGCAUUUCGAAUCACAGUUCAAGCCUUUGCCUGUUGUCCAAAAAGCUCCAGCGGCGAUUGAAGAUGGACCAGAUAACCUUUCAGAUGCGAAUUCGGAAUCAGAAUGGGAUGGGAUUUCCGAAGCAGGGGAAGGGGCUGUUGAGGUGAUCGAGCAUUCAGAUGCACAAUCGCACAUGGCGGCAAUGCCCAAGGAGGAGCUUAAGGCCUUCAUGAGCUCGAAACCCCCCAAAAGUACCCCUACACCGUCUCUAAUUCGCGACAAAGCUGGAAUCUCCAUUGCGGAUGAUGACGAUUCCGAAACAGCCAACCUGAAGAAAGAUCUUGCACUCCAGCGACUCCUUGCGGAAUCGCACCUCCUCGAAUCAGCUAGUAAUCCCACCCUGACAGGCAAGAAUCGGCAUAAAGCUACAGACCUGCGAAUGCAAGCUCUUGGGUCCAAGACAUCAAUAUUCAAGCAAGAGAAGAUGCCAAUGUCGCAUAGGAAGGGCAUUAUUUCCAAGCAAAGUGAAAGAGAGGAGACACGACGGCGAGAAGCAAGAGAAAACGGCAUUAUUUUGGAGAGGGCGAAAAUGAAGCCAAAAAAGAAUAGUAUCGGGCAGAGAGACAGGGGUGUCGGUGCUCCAUCUGUAGGAAAAUUCACCGGGGGAACGUUAACGCUGAGCAAGAAGGAUAUUUCCGAUAUUGAAGGCCCCCAAAGAGGUGUAAAUAGCAGGGGCGGUGGGAGAGUGAGAGGUAGAGGGAGAGGGAAAAGACCAUGA
This is a messenger RNA of Venustampulla echinocandica, 882 nucleotides long. RefSeq lists its product as uncharacterized. Gene Ontology annotation, cellular component: nucleolus. Gene Ontology annotation, biological process: maturation of SSU-rRNA from tricistronic rRNA transcript (SSU-rRNA, 5.8S rRNA, LSU-rRNA). The transcript is spliced from 2 exons. NCBI's taxonomy places the organism in Eukaryota, Fungi, Ascomycota, Leotiomycetes, Helotiales, Pleuroascaceae. Bases 1 to 882 code for a protein of 293 amino acids. The record is from RefSeq and is a predicted model, not a curated record.